Messenger RNA from Halteromyces radiatus, 1271 nucleotides. RefSeq lists its product as uncharacterized. Lineage: Eukaryota; Fungi; Mucoromycota; Mucoromycetes; Mucorales; Cunninghamellaceae. The record is from RefSeq and is a predicted model, not a curated record. Gene Ontology annotation, cellular component: Golgi apparatus. The transcript has 6 exons. The coding region runs from base 84 to 1127 and encodes 347 amino acids.
UUUUUUUUUUGUCUUUUGCCCAUCCCACCAAAGUUUAUUUGAAAAAAAAAAAAAAAGUUGGACAAUACUUGAUAUAUAUAUAAAUGGUGAACACAGAAAAAGUGUUACAACGGAUCGGUCAGUCCAAACUCACAAUAGGAUAUGUUAGUCUAGCAAUAGUACAAGGUGUGAUUAUUAUUGUAUUAGAAACUAUUAUUGCUGUUCAAAAUAGUACACAAGCCAAAGCAACUUUUCCAUAUAGUAGUUUGGCCAGUGCUUUUGAAAGAUUGACAAGAAUCAAAUAUGAAAAUGUAGCUUUUAUUGGGUUUCAAAUAUGGGCUAUUUGUAUGGUAUUAGAUGCAACAGUUCAACAAAAUGCGGCUGAAGUAUGUGUUUUAGCUAUACUUUAUGUGGCAUGUGCUAUUCUUGGUGGUCUUCAAAUCUUAGAUAAUCAACGUUGGCUUGAAAUCUUAAAUUCUAAACCUAUUGUGUCUACAUCACCUUUACAAAUAGCAUUGACUGUAGAAAUCGUAUUGGCUGUAUGUUUAGGCUUAUUUGCUAUUUCUUUUGGUUUGAUGUCUUAUAAGGUCACUUCUGAAUUUGGUUGGAUGAUUUAUAAAAAAAUUGGUGCUGAUCAAGCUGUCAAACAUAUGUAUACCAUUUUUCAAUACUUUGUUUUAUGUAUGAAAAUCGAUAUCUUUGUGGAAUUUUUGGUCUCAGUUUUUUAUUUGAUUCAAUUUGUGAUUAAAUCUGGAGAAAUGGAUUGGCAUUCUUGGAUAUUUUUAUUUGUCACUUUAUUCAUGUUACCUAUGCUUUGGCUUGGAAGAACGGCUGUGGCAAGGGAAAGUUUAAGUCUAAUGAUUCUCUUUAUUGUUUUCCAAGCUAUUGUUGUAUUUGAAUUUGCUCUAGUGUUGUCUCAAACACUUUCUGAUUCUUGGUAUAUAUGGACCUGUUUUGUGAUUCUGGGGAUUUUAUUUGCAGUGGUGACAAGUAUAUUCGGAGCUAUUUGUAUGCAUAACUUCGAUCGAGGCUUACAUCCUUAUGUUCAACGUGGAAGUAGCAAAAGAGAUCAACGUCAAUCAAGUCAAGAUCAAUUCCAAAUGAACAAGCAAAAUUCUACCAUGUCAUGGCAUAUCGAUGACGAAUAAAUUUUUAGCCCAUAUUCCCUCUUUUUUAUUUAUAUCAUUUAUUUUUUUUUUUUUUUAGUUUUAUAUACAUUUUGUUCAACUAUCAUAUUCAUUCUUUUUUCUUUCAUCCAGUCAUAUAUUCAAUAAAAAACAUCUGAAAAGCAU